Molecule: messenger RNA, 459 nt
Organism: Notothenia coriiceps (black rockcod)
Lineage: Eukaryota; Metazoa; Chordata; Actinopteri; Perciformes; Nototheniidae
Product: mediator of RNA polymerase II transcription subunit 15-like
Exons: 5
Biological process (GO): regulation of DNA-templated transcription
Molecular function (GO): transcription coregulator activity
Source: RefSeq, a predicted model, not a curated record
AAGGAGGAAGCGCAGAGGGAAAACAUUAAACUCUUGCAGUAAAAACCCUCCAUAAAUAUAUAAAUUCUGUGAUGGACGGCCCCGGGACGGAUAGCGACUGGAGGAGCCCUCAGUUCCGACAGAAAGUCGUUGCUCAGAUUGAAGAAGCUAUGAGGAAGGCAGGAACCGCACACACCAAAUCGAGCAAUGACAUGGAGAACCAUGUCUACGUAAAAGCCAAAUCCAGAGAAGAGUAUUUAUCUCUGGUCGCGAGGCUGAUCAUACACUUCAGAGACAUUCACAAGAAGACCCUAGGAGGCCCGGAUCCCAUGAAUGCCCUGACUAACCUGACAGGGGUUGGAGGACCGGGCGCCAUCGGCAUGGGGCCUCGUCCUACUGGGGCUCCCGUUGUUGGCAUGGGGGCCAUGGGGCAGAUAAGCCAGCAUGCCAUGGCGGGGGUGGCUGGAAACCCGCAAGCCA